CAAAGGGAACGACGUCGCUUGACGUGGCCACGCCAUUGAUGGAGCCUCAUCAGCCACAGUCAACGCCGAAGCCCUCGUCUUUGCGGUGGCAAAUCCUACGCCGCGCUCUUCUUCGCCGUCCAUCCGAUUCCGAAUUUGCAGGUGAUUCCAAUGACAAUAUCAGUUUAGAAAAAGUAUCGCGACGAACGAGACGUGGAUUCAAUCUGAUACCGUGCCAUGUGGUGAAUGACGGCGGCGAAGAUCCAGAUUCUUUGUCUAAGAGAGAUGUUUGUUACCGCUACACAUUGCCGCUGCCUAAUGCUCCUGAGCUUUUUCUACGUCAAAGAUGGGAAGAUCGUGUUGAUCUCAAUGACUUUGAAGUCUGUAAUCGAUACAACAUAGAUAAUACGGGACUUGUCUGUCAGUGGCCUUCAGAGGAUGUACUUGCUUAUUAUUGCAUGUCACAUCUUGAUAAUUUCAGGAAUAAAAGAGUUAUCGAACUUGGAUCAGGGUACGGGCUAGCUGGUUUUGUUAUUGCUGUGGCUGCAGAAGCAUUAGAAGUGGUGAUAUCAGAUGGAAACCCUCAAGUUGUUGAUUAUAUACAGCAUAACAUCAAUAUCAACUCUGCUGCACUUGGCAGUACAAAGGUGAAGCCAUUGAUCCUGCACUGGGAUCAGCAUGAUGCAUCAAAUAUUUCUGGAUCCUUCGACAUCAUUGUUGCGAGUGACUGCACUUUUUUCAAGAAAUUCCACAAAGGGCUGGCUCGAACAAUCAGAUGCUUACUUAAAGAGCAUGGUCCCUCGGAAGCCCUACUCUUUAGCCCCAAAAGAGAUGAUUCGUUAGACAAAUUUCUGCUGGAAGUUGAGGCUAGUGGGAUGCACUUCACUAUCACCGAGGCCUACGAUGCAGAAAUAUGGAGACGGCAUAAAAGUAUCAUCAACGGCGAUCACUGCUGGCCCAACUAUGAGCCGGACCACUGUUACCCUUUAUUGGUCAGCAUUACACGGUGAACUUCUUUUUGUGUUCUGCUUUUGCCGCUUCUUGUCUACUACCUAGCCUUUGAUCUAACCUUUCUCAUUGAAUAUUUCAAGAUGGAACCAUCUAUCAUUGUGAAAGUUAUGACAUAGGAAAGCACUAAGCUUGACAUUGAUUCCUCGAAAUUUGAUGCAGAUUAUUUCUUUAUACUAAAAUAGUAUUCAAA
Molecule: messenger RNA, 1180 nt
Organism: Salvia hispanica
Lineage: Eukaryota; Viridiplantae; Streptophyta; Magnoliopsida; Lamiales; Lamiaceae
Product: S-adenosyl-L-methionine-dependent methyltransferases superfamily protein
Cellular component (GO): cytoplasm
Molecular function (GO): calmodulin-lysine N-methyltransferase activity
Source: RefSeq, a predicted model, not a curated record